Molecule: messenger RNA, 3572 nt
Organism: Eurypyga helias (sunbittern)
Lineage: Eukaryota; Metazoa; Chordata; Aves; Eurypygiformes; Eurypygidae
Product: protein crumbs homolog 2-like
Exons: 10
Biological process (GO): Notch signaling pathway
Molecular function (GO): Notch binding; calcium ion binding
Source: RefSeq, a predicted model, not a curated record
AUGGAAUUAAAGAAAACUACAUCCAGGGCCUACAAUGCUGCUCUCCUGCUGCCACUUUUCCUCUUAUUUUGGGGAACCUCACACUCUGAGAACGACAGCAGCUGUUCCUCAUCCCCCUGUGAAAAUGGGGGGAGCUGUGAGGAUUUGGAAGUGGGUUACCAGUGCACCUGCCCCGUGGAGCCUGUAGCCUACAUGGGCAUAAACUGUGAACUCCUGUAUGAUGCCUGCAUUAAACAUGCGUGUCCUGCCCAUAGGAUUUGCAACAGGACUCCAGGACUCCUGGAAUACAAAUGUAUCUGUAUGCCUGGCUUCUCAGAUAGCGAGUGUAACGUUAACGAGUGCGAGAGCAACCCUUGUGACGGCCCUGGCUUUGCAUGUGUGGACGAUGUAAAUGGGUACACCUGCAGAUGCCAAACGGGACUGAACGGAGAAGGCUGCCAAACAGAAAGCUCCGGAUGCUCCAGCCACCCCUGCCUAAAUAACGGGACGUGCGUGCAGGGCCCUGGGGGUUACACCUGCCUCUGCCAGCCUGGCUUUGCCGGGGCCGACUGCAGGGACAACGUCGAUGAGUGCGCCUCGAGCCCCUGCCAGAACGGAGCCAUCUGCCGAGACGGGGUGAACGAGUACAGCUGCUUCUGCGUGCCCGGCUUCCAGGGGUACAACUGCGAGAUCGAUAUCAACGAGUGUGCCUCCCGGCCCUGCAAAAACAACGGCACCUGCCUCAACGAGAUGGAUCACUACGUCUGCACCUGCGUUCCCGGCUACACAGGUGUGAACUGUGAUGCUGAAAUAGAUGAAUGUGAUUCAGACCCUUGCCAGAACGGGGCCUCGUGCAACGAUCGCGUUGGGUUCUACACCUGCACGUGUGCGCCGGGUUACCAGGGGCUCCAGUGUGAGGUGGACGUGGAUGAAUGUGUCAGCCAGCCGUGCCAGCACAACGGGACGUGCCGUGACCUCGUCAACAGCUACCGUUGUGACUGCAGUGACACCGGCUUCGAGGGGGACCACUGUGAGUUGGAUAUCCUGGAGUGUGCCUCCGAACCCUGCCUGAACAGUGCCACGUGCGUGGAGGGAAUCAAGAACUACAGUUGUGCCUGCUGGCCAGGUUACGCAGGGCAGCAGUGUGAAGAGGACGUGGAUGAGUGUGCAGCAGACCCCUGCCACAACGGAGGCGUAUGCUUUGAGCGCUCCAACCCAGCCUAUUACGGGACACGACCUGACUUCCCCAGUAAUUUCAGCUACAGCCAGGCAGCUGGUUUCCUCUGCUGGUGCCAGCCAGGCUUUGCAGGGGAGACCUGCUUUACGAACAUCGAUGAGUGCGAGUCCCGGCCGUGUCAGAAUGGAGGGCUCUGUGAGGACCUUGUCAAUGGCUUCCUCUGCCGUUGCCCACCGGGCUACUCAGGUGUGGAAUGUGCUGUUAACAUCAAUGAGUGUGAGGAGGGUCCCUGCAAGAAUGGAGCUGUCUGUGAGGAUGGCAUUGCUGACUAUACCUGCCACUGUGCCCCUGGCCAGGAUGGCAUGGUAUGGGGAGGGAAGAACUGCUCUGUCCAGCUCACUGGGUGCCAGACGCAUGACUGCCAAAAUGAGGCCUUGUGCAUCCCAACCUACCAAGCUGAGAGCCACGGCCACCUGUGCCAGUGCCAGCCUGGUUUCUAUGAUGCCACAUGCUCAACACCAACAACGUUUUCCUUUGCUUCCAGAGGGUAUCUCCUCAUUGAGCUGCCCGUGAACAAUCAGAGCAGGAGGGACGUAGCAGGAGAUCAGCUUGCCAGCGUGUCCCUCCGGUUCCGAACCACCUUGCCCAGCGCUAUCCUUUUUUACCGAGGCCACGAAGCUGAAUACUUGUUCCUGGAGCUCCUGGAUGGCAUUCUGCAUGCAGGACUGAGGAAGGAGGAUGUUUGGUACCCGCUGCUCCUGGGGGAGCUGAGAGUCGAUGAUGGCCAGUGGCAUAAGGUUGAAGUUGUGCUGCAGAGCAGGGUGCAGCUGAAGCUCUGGCACGACUCUUGUGACGCAGGUGUCUGCCUGCAGAGCUCUCCUGUCCUGCACGGCACUGCCCGGAUCCCGCAUGCCUUCCUGAACGCGUACAUUGGAGGUGUUGAGGAUCCAAUGGCCAACAACACGAGGAGCCAGCAAGGCUUUGUUGGCUGCAUGGAAGACUUUUGGGUGGAUGCUGAAGCUGUGCUCCCGGUGGAUCUGCCAGUGGGUGAAUCGUCCCCAGCGACACCGGGCUGUGCCCGGACAGAGUGGUGCCUCUCCCAGCCCUGCUUUCACGGCGGGCGGUGCGUGGACCUUUGGGCGACCUUCCGGUGCGACUGUUCCAGGCCUUACGGAGGCCCAGCUUGCUCACACGAGCGCCCAGCAGCAACCUUUGGCCUAGAGAAUUCCACCAGCUAUGCCUCUUUCACCCUUCCCGAUAGCCUCGGAGCAAACUUCAGCAUCUCCUUUUUCAUGCGCAGUCGGAAACCUGACGGUUUGCUAUUGCAAAUCGGCAACGAAACCGAGCCCUGCCUCACCCUAUACCUGAAGAACGGCAGGCUGAAGGUAGAGACGUCACCCGCGGAGACUGUCACCUUCCCAGAGAACGUGGUUGACGGGAGAAGGCAUUUGGUGGAGCUGUCUUUCCACGGGGAAACUGUCGGUGCUCACCAGUCGGGGACGUACCUGGAGCUAGGACAGCUGGUAGCAAGACCUCUGCUGGCGGGUUACGAAGCGUAUGUUGGCGGGCAUCCUGACCCAGCGAGCGCUGCUGUGUGGGGCGGCUACUUCAAAGGCUGUUUGCAGGACAUCCAGCUCAGUGGCCACCAAAUACAGUUUUUUCAGGUUGAGAACGACAGUCUGCCGCAGGAGCUCAGCGGGACUCAAAACGCCAACCUUGUGAAUGGCUGCAUCUCCGACGACACCUGCAGGUCUGAACCGUGCCAGAAUGGUGGCCGAUGCCUCGUCACUUGGAACGAUUUCCAUUGCAGCUGCCCAGCAAAUUUCACCGGGAAGUUUUGUGAAGAGCGAGUCUGGUGUGAGAGUGACCCGUGUCCUGAAGCUACCACCUGUGUAGAUGUCCUAGCAGGAUACGUGUGUCUGCCGAAUGCCACAUUUAAUAGUCUGGCUGCCCUUGAAUUUUCCACCAAUGCGUCAGUGACGAGAACUCUGAGCAGCAUCCACGUGGAUUUCAGAACCAGGGAUGAAGAUGCAGUUUUGCUUUGGGCUGUGGAAGAAGUGGAUUCCCUCCAGGUAGCCAUUAAGAACGCCUCCCUGCUUGUUGACAUCAGGAGUGGAAAUGGCAUCGAAGGUGUCACCUUCCUGAGCCAGAAGCCGGUCACGGACGGUGCCUGGCACAGUGUCGCUGUGUCCAUGGAAGAGCCAGCUGCGCUUUCUUCCAGAUGGCUGGUUCGUUUGGAUGGGUCUGACAACGUGACCCUGCAGGGAAAUGCUGGGAGCUUGGACUUCCUGAAGAACAGCGCGCCGAUCCUUCUAGCCGAGAAUUUCACUGGCUGCCUGGGAGCGGUGGCGAUCGGGGGGAUCUACCUGCCCUUCACUGCCCGCCUCCCGUACCCCCAGCCGGAACAGUUCCAGCA